AUGGCAAAGGGUAAGGAAGACGAUGAUUUGUGGAACAGACCUCCUCUAACACCCUUCAGGACCAUCGCCGACCGUCAAUUGGGCGACACUCGGUUCUCGAGGCGCUUCCUUCCCUCUGUCGACGGCCUCGUGGACCUCUUCCUCUACGGCAUAAUCCUGGUGCCGCUCCACUUCACGAUACACUGGCGCCUCGCGACAAUCGACCUCAGGAAGAAGCACAUCGCCUACUAUGACAGCAUGGAAAGCAGCCGCGAGAGGCACAACUGCCUCCACAAGCUGCAGCUCUACCUGGAAGCAGAGAGCCAGUACAAGCGGGGACACGGCCUGGACUGGGAACCCUGGAAGCUGCAGGUGAUAAGCGACCUGCCGCAGCAGCACAACGACAGCGUCUGUGGCAUCUUCACCUGUCAGUACGCCGAGUGUGUCUCGCGCGACGCCAAGAUCUCCUUCGGACAGCAGCACAUGCCAUACUUCCGCAAGCGGGUGGUGUAUGAGAUCUUACAUGGGCAGCUUCUCCCUGUCUGA
Messenger RNA from Ixodes scapularis (black-legged tick), 525 nucleotides. RefSeq names its product sentrin-specific protease 1-like. Gene Ontology annotation, biological process: protein desumoylation. Lineage: Eukaryota; Metazoa; Arthropoda; Arachnida; Ixodida; Ixodidae. Bases 1 to 525 code for a protein of 174 amino acids. Gene Ontology annotation, cellular component: nucleus. The transcript is spliced from 2 exons. The record is from RefSeq and is a predicted model, not a curated record. Gene Ontology annotation, molecular function: deSUMOylase activity.